This is a messenger RNA of Schistocerca cancellata (South American locust), 997 nucleotides long. RefSeq names its product ubiquitin-conjugating enzyme E2 C (gene vih). Lineage: Eukaryota; Metazoa; Arthropoda; Insecta; Orthoptera; Acrididae. Bases 131 to 667 code for a protein of 178 amino acids. The record is from RefSeq and is a predicted model, not a curated record. The transcript has 6 exons.
UCUUCCCCAGAUAAACUUUGCAUUAUGAACACAGUGAGCGCUCUGUUCCAGAUAUCUUAUUGGCUGUGAGUAGUUUUAAAAACUGUGGUGCCACAUUUAUAUUGGUUUUGAAAGCAACGUACGUUAAGGGAUGGCACAAGAGACCAAUCGUCUUGUAGAUGACAGUAGGACACUUGCGAAAGCAAAUGAAGAAUCGCAAACAAUCUCAAGAGAUAAUCAUGCAGUUAGUAAGAGACUACAGAAAGAAUUAAUGUCUCUAAUGAUGAGUCCUGAUAAAACUGUGUCGGCAUUCCCUGAUGGUGAAAACUUAUUCAAGUGGAUUGGGACUAUAACAGGUCCUGUGGGAACGGUGUAUGAAGGUCUGGUGUACAAAUUAAGCCUGGAAUUUCCCCAUAGCUACCCAUAUUCAGCCCCACUAGUGCGAUUUGCUACCCCAUGUUAUCAUCCAAAUGUCGAUCAGGCAGGAAAUAUCUGUUUGGAUAUUUUGAAGGAAAAAUGGUCAGCUCUGUAUGAUGUGCGCACAAUUCUACUCUCCAUUCAGUCUCUGCUUGGUGAACCAAACAACGAAUCUCCAUUGAAUGUCCAGGCAGCAGCCUUGUGGUCAAAUAAAGUUGAAUACAAACGUCAUCUGCAUAGUGAAUACCAAAAACAACGAAAGGGACAUUGAGAAUAAUAGGGGAUUAAUAUGUCAUAGGAAGAGGAUGUUGCUGAUGGGAACUGAAUGUACAACGUGACACGUGUGAAGCACAAGGACAAUUUCACUGAUUGAUAUUGUGAUAUUUAUUUUAAACUGUUCUUGCUUUAUCUUUUAUAUUCAUUUAUUUAUACAUAUUUUAAUAAUUUUGUAUGUUGUGGUUUAGAGCAUACUAGUACAUCCUUCCCAUUUUACUGUUCUAAGGUUGUAAAAUUAAAGUCAGUUUCUCUUAACAUUUAACAUCUGUAGCCUUCAUUGACCAAAUGAAAUUGUUUUUCUUGGCAAAUACAAAUUUAAGAAAAU